Punica granatum (pomegranate) is the source of this 2803-nucleotide messenger RNA. Lineage: Eukaryota; Viridiplantae; Streptophyta; Magnoliopsida; Myrtales; Lythraceae. The record is from RefSeq and is a predicted model, not a curated record.
CCCCCCCCCCCCCCCCCGGCGACCCCGAAGUCCUCUCUCUCUCUCUCUCUCUCUCUUCCUCCCUCCUUCCCUCCCCCCGCUCUCCUCCUGUUCUCUCCCCUGUCAUGGCUGUUCCCGAGGAUUAGGGUUUUUUUGGGCGGGUAAAUUUUGUACGAAAUGUUGCACAUAACCCCCCUUUCUCCCUCCAAUCCCUCCGUUCUUGCACCCCCGGAAUCCCCUGGGUCGCGCAUGGCUUGAUUUCUGCUCCCUUCACCCCCUUCCUGAGGUGGCUGUCCUGGUAUGGAAAUGCGUAAUUCCAAAGAACAUGGAAAUGGACAAACUUACAUGAUUCAGGGUGCCGAGUCAAGCCAGCUGAUGGCAAAUCCACAGUUUGAACAAGUCGAAAGCAUGUAUACUGAAGGAGCCCCUGAGUUUGUUGUCGAUCAGGGUUUAUACUAUCCUACUGCCACUAACUAUGGUUAUUACUGUACAGGAUUUGGAGCACCCACUGAUUGGGAGGACCACCAUAGGAUUUUUGGUGUAGAUGGUCCAGAUGUCCAGUUCAAUGGUGUUCAAACGGAAAGUUUGCCUUAUGUAUAUUAUACCCCUGGCUAUGGCUAUGCCGAAUCUCCAUACAACCCAUACAAUCCUUACAUUCCUGGUGCAAUGAUAGGAGUUGAUAACCCAUUUGUUGGGGCACAACAGUAUUAUACUGUUCCUCCAUAUCAGAAUUCUGUCUCUUCUUCUGGUUACAUUCCAAUUAUUGUUCAAUCAGAUAUCGCGUCGCCUGAAGCCCUGUUAAAUACUGGGACCACUAAUAUUAGAUCUGAAGGAAGAGGUUCAAAAAACAAUUUUGCCUCUCCAUCAGCCACCUUUGUCAGGAACGCAUCCAAAACUUCAAACCAUGCAAAUCUCAAUAGGCUUUCAGAUGGGGCAAAAGACUCUGGAUUGGGCAAGCCAGCUGUCCCGUAUGGAGGCCUUUCUGGAGGGGCUGUUCCUACUUCUACCUCUCGUGCUUUUCAGGGUAGAAGUGCUUCAAGCUCAAUCCAGCCUUUAGAUAGUAACUUUAGCGGAAAGGUUCCAUCUCAUCGUGGCCAGUUCAAGGUUGGUUUUUCUGAGUUUGGAUCAAGUGGUCAUGGAUGGGUCUCAUCGGAGAAGCCUCGACCAAAGUUCCAUCUAGGCCGACUGCAGGACAAUGUCAAUGGGCCUGCUGAUUCAUUCGGAGAACAGAACCGGGGCCCAAGGACCAACAGACCAAAAAGUCAGCUAGCUGUGAAAGCCUAUACCACCAAGGCAGGGGAUGCUAACGCUCAAGGAAUAAUUAUUAUUGAUACUGACCAGUAUAACAAGGACGAUUUCCCUCUUGACUAUGAGGAUGGCAAGUUCUUUGUGAUAAAGUCGUACAGUGAGGAUGAUGUUCACAAGAGUAUAAAAUACAAUGUCUGGUCAUCUACACCUCACGGAAACAAGAAGCUGCAGAGUGCCUAUGAGGAUGUGCAAAAAUUAGCUGCUGGGAAGCCCAGGGGCUGCCCUAUUUUCUUAUUCUUCUCUGUUAAUGCCAGCGGUCAGUUCUGUGGUGUUGCUGAGAUGAUUGGACCAGUGGACUUCCAUAAGGAUAUGGACUUUUGGCAGCAAGACAAAUGGAGUGGAAGCUUCCCUGUAAAAUGGCACUUCAUUAAAGAUGUGCAGAACACUGCCUUUAGGCAUAUCAUUCUAGAGAACAAUGAGAACAAGCCAGUCACUAAUAGCAGAGAUACACAAGAGAUAUUUUAUAAGCAGGGGAUGGAGAUGCUCAAAAUAUUCAAGAGUCACGCAUUGAAGACGUCUAUUCUCGAUGACUUCAUGUAUUAUGAGAAUCGUCAGAAGAUGAUGCAGGAGGAGAGAGCUCGGUUACUGGUUAGAAGUUUCCAGAACCCAUUUUCAGUGCCUGCUCUUGAUCCACCUCGUAAAUUGUUGACCAUCAUCAAUGAACCACUGAAUCAAGAGGCAAUUGGCGACCGCAAAGAACCGAACAUUGUAAGAAAGAAUACAGUGACUGGGAACGAGUCGGUUGAUCGAAACUCCAACAAGAAAUCACCUGAGGAGGCUUCUGCUGGAGAAGGCAAGGAUGAUAUAACAUCAGGGUUGAAGAUCGGUUCACUCACUAUCAAUCCCAAAAAUGAAGAGGAAUCAGCUGAAGUGGCUCCCUCAACUGGCGCUACCAAAGUUGAUACGGAACAGUCGGAAGUUGUGACGGUUGGAUCAAUGCCGGUUAAGGUCAACGGGUUUAAUGAAGCUUCAGGAUCUUUAACUGUGGGGACUAUCCCACUCGAUCCUUGGGCCCUCCAGGAGGCUGACACGGAAGGAUCUGCCUCCACAGGUGGCACCCCGAAACUAAUCACAAGGACAGGUUAAUGAUUCAGCAUGUCGUCCCUCGUCAUACUGUGUCCCUGGGGACGGAUCUCAUCCUUGCCUCGGGGGUUGCUUUGGACGUGGACGAGGUUCGAUCGUUGUUCUUGUCAUUUGCCAUUUUACUGUUUCUUUUAAUUGGAGUAACCGUUUUAUAGAUGGAUGAUGUUCUUUGUGACCCCCCGUCUUCAUCACUUUCAAAUUGCUGCAAUUUGUAUGUUUUUGGUUCUAAAAGUUUGAUGGUUCUGGGGGGAGAUAGUGGGGGUUUAUGUUCUUGCUGCUGAAAUUUCCAUUAUUUGGGAAAUAAAAAAAAAAAAAAAGGAUCAACCCUAAAUAUUCUUCAGAUUUAUAUUGGAGAUACAAAUGUCUCCUUUCGUCUUAUUGAGUAAAACAUUGCUUAUGAUCCCAUUAAUCGUAUUGUGCCCUGUUAGUUUUU